Agelaius phoeniceus (red-winged blackbird) is the source of this 821-nucleotide messenger RNA. The record is from RefSeq and is a predicted model, not a curated record. Lineage: Eukaryota; Metazoa; Chordata; Aves; Passeriformes; Icteridae.
AUGGCGGAUCCGCCGGAGGAGGCGGGGGCCGGCCCGGCCGGCCGGGACCGGGGGGUCGCGGGGCCCCCCCGGGGGCGGCAGCGUCUGGAGGCGCUGCUGAACCGCAGCCUCCGCAUCCGCAUGUCCGACGGGCGGACCCUGGUGGGGGCGUUCCUGUGCACGGACCGCCAGAGCAACGUGAUCCUGGGCUCUGCGCAGGAGUUCCUGAAAGCCGCAGACGCAUUCCCGGGCAGUGAACCCCGAGUUUUGGGGCUGGCCAUGGUCCCCGGGCACCACAUUGUGUCCAUCGAGGUGGAGCCCCCCUACCCCUGAGGGACCCCAGGGUGGGCCCCAAAAUCUCCUGAGAGACCCCCAAAAACACCUGAGAGACCCCAAAAACACCGGAUGGACCCCAAAACCACCCGAGGGACCCCAAAACCACCUGAGGGAUGCCAAAAAACAUCUGAGAGACCCCAAAAACACCGGAUGGACCCCAAAAACACUGGAUGGACCCCCAAAAUCUCCUGAGAGAGCCCAAAAACACCUGAGAGACCCCCAAAAGCACCUGAGAGACCCCAAAAACUCCUGAGAGACCCCAAAAGCACUGGAUGGACCCCAAAAAACCACCGGAUGGACCCCAAAAGCACCGGAUGGACCCUAAAAACACUUGAGAGACCCCAAAAACACCUGAGAGUCUCCCCCCAUGGACCCCGAAACCUGAUGGACCCUCCCCAAAACCACUUGGGGACGCCCCCCAAGGCUUUGAGUGUCUCCCCCGUCCCCCAAAAUGUCCCGGGGGGGUUUUUUGGGGUCCCCAUUAAAGCCCCCCCUUGGUGCCGCUG